Molecule: messenger RNA, 2584 nt
Organism: Medioppia subpectinata
Lineage: Eukaryota; Metazoa; Arthropoda; Arachnida; Sarcoptiformes; Oppiidae
Source: the annotation of a GenBank genome assembly
AUUUUAUAAAAAACAAAGUUUGGUUUUAGUUGUAAACAUGUCUGUUGUGCAUAGAUUUGUGGUAUUUUUUGUUGCCCUUGUUUUUCUAGCCGUCACUUUACCCGGUUACUUUCCUUUUAAUCUGGGAUUUAUUCAAUGGAUAAUAGGCUUAAUUCAAAGCCUAGUGUUUGGUAUAGUAUUGGCCGCAAUCGCCGCUAUUGUGUACCCCUAUUGGAGACCAGCGCCGGUCAAAAAGCCUGAGCUCCGGGACAAGUGGUUUGGCAAAAGUGAAUGGAAAGAUGGACAGCCAUUACCGACCGAAUCGACAGAAAUACUUGACUUUGAGGUACAGGUGCCGGAAGAGACCCUAACAGACCUGAAGCAACGGCUAGAGAGCAGCCGUUAUGUGGACUCAAUCGUCGGCACAAACUUUAACUACGGCUUUAACGGCCAGUUUCUAAGGGAAGUGUGCGACUACUGGCGCACUGACUUUGAUUGGCGCCGACAGGAACAGCACCUGAACUCAUUAAAACAGUACACCACACAAAUCGCCGGCCUAUCCGUUCACUUCAUACAUGUUAAGCCAAGCAAACCGGCCAAAAAGAUUGUGCCCAUUCUGGUCAUACAUGGGUGGCCCGGCUCUGUAUGGGAGUACUAUAAGGCUAUACCCCUAUUGGUGGAGCCCAAAGACGGUGUGGCAUUUGAAGUGAUUUGUCCAUCAAUUCCCGGCUAUGGUUUCUCUGAGGCGCCCCAUAAACCAGGGUUUGGCGUACCUGACGCAGCCAGGGUGUUUGUAAAACUCAUGGACCGUUUAGGACAUAAACGUUUUUUCGUACAUGGUGGCGACUGGGGAUCAGUCAUAUCUAAGGCGAUUGCCAGAAAUUACCCUGAAAAUACUAUUGGCGUUCACUACACGAUGGGUACCAGCAUACUGUCACUCCGGGGUAAAGCACUCGGUAAAUACAUAGUGGGCGCGUUCGUACCAUCGCUAGUGUUGGACGACCCGGAGAGGGAGGCGCCACUCGUGUACCCCUUUUGGAAACACUUUUCAUUCCUGAUGCGUGAGUCGGGUUAUAUGCAUAUUCAGGCCACCAAACCGGACACUGUGGGCGCCUCCCUGUUGAACAGUCCCGCGGGUUUGGCCGCCUGGAUAUUGGAGAAGUAUUCCACCUGGACCAAUCCAGAUAAUGUGAACAAACCCGAUGGUGGUUUAAAAGAUACAUGGACACUCGAUGAGUUGCUAACCCAGAUUAUGAUUUACUGGGUCUCGGGAAAUGUCACGUCGAGUCUCAGGUUUUACAAAGAGUCUAUGGGCGGCACAGGAGGUGCUGCGCCGAUUACAGUGCCGGCAGGUGUGGCCGACUUUCCCCAUGAACUGGCCCGGUCGCCCAAGUCGUGGGCCAGAAAUGAAAAUACGGACCUUGUUCGGUUCACCACAAUGCCCAGAGGGGGACAUUUUGGCCAGUUUGAAGAGCCCGAGUUGAUUACCACCGAGAUCAGGGCGUUUGUUAAGGCUGUGCUCAAUCAUGGACAGCCAUUACCGACUGAAUCCACAGAAAUACGUGACUUUGAGGUACAGGUGCCGGAAGAGACCCUAACAGACCUGAGGCAACGGCUAGAGAGCACUCGUUAUGUGGACUCAAUUGUCGGCACAAACUUUAAUUACGGCUUUAACGGUCAGUUUCUACGGGAAGUGUGCGACUACUGGCGCACAGACUUUGAUUGGCGCCGACAGGAACAGCACCUGAACUCAUUGAAACAGUACACCACACAAAUUGCCGGCCUAUCCGUUCACUUCAUACAUGUUAAGCCUAGUAAACCGGCCAAAAAGAUUGUACCCAUUCUGGUCAUACAUGGUUGGCCCGGCUCUGUGUGGGAGUACUAUAAGGCAAUCCCCUUAUUGCUGGAGCCCAAAGAUGGUGUGGCAUUUGAAGUGAUCUGUCCAUCAAUUCCGGGUUAUGGGUUCUCUGAGGCGCCACAUAAACCAGGGUUUGCAGUACCUGACGCAGCCAGGGUGUUUGUAAAACUCAUGGAUCGUUUAGGCCAUAAGCGUUUUUUUUUGUACACGGUGGCGACUGGGGGUCAUACUAUUGGCGUUUACACCACGAUGGGCACCAGCAUACUGUCACUGCGGGGUAUAGCACUCGGUAAAUACAUAGUGGGCGCGUUUGCACCCUCGUUAGUUUUAAACAAAGCGGAAAGGGAGGCGCCGUUUGUGUACCCCUUUUGGAAACAUUUUUCAUUCAUAAUGCGAGAAUCGGGUUAUUUUCACAUUCAGGCCACCAAACCGGACACUGUGGGCGCCUCCCUAUUGAACAGUCCCGCGGGUUUGGCCGCCUGGAUACUGAACUUAUAUUCCACCUGGACCAAUGCCGAUAAUGUGAACAAGUCCGAUGGUGGUUUAAAAGAUACCUGGACACUGGAUGAGUUAUUAACCCAGAUUAUGAUCUACUGGGUGUCUGGAAAUGUCACGUCGAGUCUCAGGUUUUACAAAGAGAGUAUGGGCAGCACAGAAGGUUCUGGGCCGAUUACAGUACCGGCAGGUGUGGCCGACUUUCCCCAUGAGUUGAUCCGAUCGCCCAAGUCAUUGACCAGUAAUGUAUAA